This is a messenger RNA of Caenorhabditis elegans, 2970 nucleotides long. RefSeq lists its product as uncharacterized. Bases 18 to 2933 code for a protein of 971 amino acids. The record is from RefSeq and is marked reviewed. The transcript has 12 exons. NCBI's taxonomy places the organism in Eukaryota, Metazoa, Nematoda, Chromadorea, Rhabditida, Rhabditidae.
UUUUCCAAGCUGAAAAUAUGGUUCUCUGGAAUCUAUUUGUUUUUGCUACUUCAGUCAUUUUGUUGGCUGAAGGAACAUUUGACAAUUGCAAUAAUGGGUUACUCACCGAUAAAAUUCUGAAAAUCACUUCGCCGCAUGGAAAUGUUUCAGUUUGGGAUAUUAAUGAAGUAAUUGUAUUCGGGGAGCAGGAGUCUGGAAAAUUGAGCUUAAUUCUUCCCAAACAGUUUUCAAUAAAAUUGGAAAAGGUUGACCGCACGUUUCUGAACGUUUUCGUUUUAAAACCAAUUCGAGAUGAUUACUUCCACAAUGUUGUGAUCGAAUACAUUGUCUCAAAGGAGUGGCAUCCAUCCCUACAAUUUGAUCUUCAGUCGAUUCAUUUGAAAAUUGUGGAUGAUCGGAGUGGACAAUCGAAAGAUCUCAUUUUACUUUACGAUCUUCGGGCGGAAGGGCAACAAACCUCCAAAAUCUUACUCGCUCCGAAUAAAAGAGAUCCAAAAUGUCAAAGACCUGCUGUAAUGGAUACAAUUCACUACAGUCAAGUAUUUGUUCAAAAUGCAAUGAGAAAUCGAUCGCAUGUAUCAUCAGGAAGCCGUUGUACAAUUGCAUUUCUACUGAAUACAAAUGGAGAUUUUGAGAAUUACGUGACAAGUAAAAAUGAUGAGAUUAGAAUUCUAAACUACACAAAGAUUAUCAAUGCGAAUGAAUACGCCUAUAUAUUAGUAGAGUUUGAGACGCUGAAACCGGGAAAAGCUGAAUUCAAUGUGGUCCAGAAACAAAUCAGCAAUAAAAAAACAAGAGAAUUUUACGGUGUACCAAUUACUAUUGUUCCUGGAUUUAUCGAUUUCUGGAAAUCGUCAGAAUUUUCAAACGAGAAUUUGAAUCCAAAUGAACAAAUCAGCAUUUUCAAAACGUUCCUGUAUGAUCCCACAGAGAACAAAGCACUCAGUUUUGAUGGAAACGAAGAGGUUAUAAAUAUUAAUAGACCUUCUACCAACUACAGCGAACUUGUAUUUGUAUUUAAAACGGAGAACAAACACUUUUUCCAAUUUGCAAUGCAAAGUCAAGAAACUGGAAUUUUCUAUCGCAUCUUCAAACAUGAUUCCAACACAAUCAUUACAAUUCCAUUCGAUGGAAUUCGAAAUGAAUUGAGCGAAGAAAAUCUAAGACUUGCUUAUUGUUACGAUACAAUGGAUUUUUAUAAUGUCAAAAUUACAACAGACGGAGUGCAGAAUAGUAACAAUAUUGUCCAGAUGAAGAAGAAAUCAACAAAUUCCGCAAUCGAAAGUAUUUGGAAAUUGAUUCCUCAUAGGUUUGAUUAUUAUGAUGUAACUGAUAUGAUAUACUAUGAAGAACAUGAUCACGGUCUACUAAGAUUUGAUGUCGGGGAGAAUAUGAUAACUGAAGUAAAGAAAACAUAUUUCAAAACGACUCUUCGGGAGACUCUUGUUGACAAGUACCCAAUUCUUAACUUUGGAGAACAAUUUCCAUAUACGAAUACAUCCGUCGAUAUCAUUAUUUCGAAUAACAACUCGAAAGUAAUUGAAACUGCCAGUGUACAAAUUAACGGAUACAAGUCAGGAAGUUAUAUCCGUCGUAUUGGGAAUCCUGUAUACUACGAUUACAUUUUCAUUAACUAUUUUAAUUCUUCGGAAUAUUGGAAUGUCGAUGAGUCCGUGGGUGGAAUCUACAUGAUUUUCCUGAAUGAUCCUUUUCGGAAGAAAUCGAUUGGUUUUAAACCAGAUGAGAAUAAUAAUUUCGACAUUCAAAGACCAUCGACAGACUACAGUGAUUUGGUUGUGAUCUCUGUUAAUAAGACCACCAAAAAUUGUGAUCCAGCCAUUACAGUAAGAAGCCUUGAAACUGGAUUGAUCUACGAACAUGCUCAGUAUUUUAACCCUAUGGUGUUUUCGAUUCGGUUUGAUGGAAUUCGAAACGAGUUACCAGUGGAACAUUUGAGCAUAGAACGUUUUGAUACAGUUUAUCAUGUUAAAAUUACAAACAAACAUGUUUCAAUUGGAUACACAUCGGAAGUUAAUUCGGUAUUUAACGGUGUUUGGGAGAAACAAGAAAAUGCAUGCACUGCAGUAGCAGAAGUAGGGGUACACAAAUAUUACAUUAACGGAGAAACAAUCAUUCUCGAAGAAAAACAAAGUGGAUCUUUGAUCUUCGAUGUUCCCAAAAAUGCGAUUGUAACUAUUUUGAUCAGUUCAUCGAAAUGUUCUGAUCUGGAUGUGAACAGGGAGUUCGCGAAUAAGUUUAGCUAUCAAGUGCUUGAAAAUGUUUGUCCGGAUUCGAAAGGAUAUUUUGACAUUACUGUCAUUGUCAAGGAUAGUAACAUCAAUCAGAACUUCCGUGUUCAUUACCAAAUCGGAAGCCGAACAUUUGAAAGACCGCAAACAACUAGUCCUACAUAUAUUCCUGUUACAACAUCAUAUCCUCCAACAACAAAUCCUCCUUCUCCGGCACUACCAAAUUUGAUUGAUUUCUUGAAUAAGGAGAGGGAAAAUGUUAAUUUCAAAUAUGAUUCUACGGAACUUGCAAUGAUAUGUUCAUACGAGAUAUUUGAAAAUGGAACAACAACUAUCACAAGAGUUUUACCUGUAAAUGGAACAUAUACGAUUGCAAAAUAUUUGGGAGCAAAAACAACUGGAAUUGCAUUCUUCAUAAAUAAAUCUGACAAAACAGAAGCAUACAGACUGACUGAAAAAAGUAUUACAAUGGGAUUCGAAAACAGUGUUACAAGUGAAAAUCAUGAAGGGAAUGAAUGGAUUGUAACGAGUGAAUUCCAAGGGGAAAGGAAGAAUUUGAAGGAAGAAUCAUUGAUUGCUACAUUGGAAAAUUUGAAUUCCAAGAGAAAAACUGAAGUUAAUGUUCAAGUCAAAGCUUAUUUUAAGUCAUUUCUUGAUGCUAAAUUUAAAAAGUUGUCUUCUUGAAUUGUUUUGAUUGAAAUGAAAUAUAUCAGAUGGGAAU